UAGGUGCGUGGAGCACAGGCGCUUUCUUCGUGGCAGGUAAAAUGGAGGAUGAUCGAUGAGCUGUGGCGCUGUGAGAAAGGCGACACCUCCAUCUUAGCGUUUCGCCUGCUCCCUGACAUCACUCCGGCAACUCCCUCACUCGAAGGAUCACUCGAAGGUCGAAUCAACUCCUACAAGAUCUCUCUCUCUCUCUCUCUCUCUGUAUAUACGGAUUGUUGUCGGCGGCGGAGGUGAUUCGCGAUGUCGGAAGCGAAGGUGUUCGAUGCGACGGCGGCGACGGAGUUGGUGAAGGAGCUGAGAGGCACUUUUGCCUCCGGCAGGACGCGGAGCUAUGAGUGGAGAGUAUCGCAGCUUGAGAGCAUCUUGAAGCUUAGCGCUGACCAUGAGGAAGAGAUCAGCGAUGCGAUUCAUUCAGACCUCUCCAAGCCUGCGUUGGAAUCCAUCAUUCAUGAGAUAGGCAUGGUAAAGAAUUCGUGUAAAUUGGCUCUUAAAGAACUUAGGCGUUGGAUGACACCAGAGAAGGUUCAAACUACAAUUACCACUUUUCCUUCGUCUGCUGAAAUUGUACCAGAACCUUUGGGUGUUGUGCUGAACAUUUCUCCUUGGAAUUAUCCAUUCUUUCUAUCUCUUGAUCCAGUUGUUGGAGCAAUAGCAGCUGGUAAUGCUGUGGUUCUAAAGCCAUCAGAAAUUUCCCCAACAACAUCAUCUUUAAUAGCUAAACUUUUAGGGAAGUAUUUGGAUACUUCUGCCGUAAAGGUUGUCGAGGGUGCUGUUCCCGAAACUAAUGCUUUGCUUGAGCAAAAGUGGGACAAGAUAUUUUACACAGGCAAUGGGAGAGUGGGGCGUAUAGUGAUGGCAGCUGCUGCCAAGCACCUUACGCCAGUUGUUUUAGAGCUUGGAGGAAAAUCUCCAGUAGUAGUGGACUCAAAAAUCAAUUUACAAGUUGCGUGCCGGCGGAUUAUUGCUGGUAAGUGGGGUGGUAACAAUGGACAAGCAUGCGUUUCUCCUGAUUAUAUCAUAACUACGAAAGAAGUUGCUCCAAAAUUGGUGGAGUCCCUAAAACAAGAACUGGAGAGAUUUUAUGGAAAGAAUCCAUUGGAAUCUAAAGAUUUAUCUCGCAUUGUGAAUGCUAACCACUUUGAUCGCUUGACAAAGCUCUUGGAUGAUGAUAAAGUUUCUGGCAAGAUUGUGCUUGGAGGUGAAAAGGACAAAUCCAAAUUGCAGAUUGCUCCCACCCUCUUACUGGAUGUCCCUAGAGACUCUCUGAUUAUGACGGAGGAGAUAUUUGGUCCCUUACUUCCCAUUAUCACGGUAGACAAACUGGAGGACUGCUUUGACAUAGUGAAUUCGGGCACAAAGCCACUGGCAGCAUAUUUAUUUACCAGCAAUAAAAAGCUCAAGGAACAGUUCGUGGCUUGCAUCUCUGCAGGGGCUGUGGUUAUCAAUGACACCACAUUACAUCUGGCAGUUAGCACACUACCAUUUGGAGGAGUUGGGGAGAGUGGAAUGGGAGCUUACCAUGGGAAGUUCUCAUUUGAUGCAUUUAGCCAUAAGAAGGCUGUUCUAUAUCGAAGUUUUGCAGGCGAUGUGGCGAUGAGAUACCCGCCUUACACACCGGGAAAGCUAAGGUUUCUGAAAGCUCUUCUUGGAGGUGGCAUAUUGGGACUCAUUCGUGCUAUUCUUGGUUGGUCGUAAGCAUCUUCUUUCACCCUUUAUUUAUGUCUUCUUAACUUGUGCUGCCUGCCUUGUGUCUCUUCAUUUUCAAAUUUGUGCCAUAUUUGCAGAAUCAUUUGUGUUUGGGCUGUAAUUGUAUGAUAGGAUAAUUCGUAAGAGAAUUUGGAUGUAUA
This is a messenger RNA of Cucurbita pepo subsp. pepo (vegetable marrow), 1847 nucleotides long. Its product is annotated as aldehyde dehydrogenase family 3 member H1. NCBI's taxonomy places the organism in Eukaryota, Viridiplantae, Streptophyta, Magnoliopsida, Cucurbitales, Cucurbitaceae. The record is from RefSeq and is a predicted model, not a curated record. Gene Ontology annotation, molecular function: aldehyde dehydrogenase (NAD+) activity. Gene Ontology annotation, biological process: aldehyde metabolic process. Gene Ontology annotation, cellular component: cytoplasm.